Messenger RNA from Helobdella robusta, 3351 nucleotides. RefSeq lists its product as hypothetical. The coding region runs from base 261 to 2135 and encodes 624 amino acids. The record is from RefSeq and is a predicted model, not a curated record. The transcript has 11 exons. Gene Ontology annotation, molecular function: protein binding. NCBI's taxonomy places the organism in Eukaryota, Metazoa, Annelida, Clitellata, Rhynchobdellida, Glossiphoniidae.
UGAAGGUUAGAAAAUUAAAUUGCAGAUGAAAUAAAAUAACGACGGACACAAUUUGUAAUAAGAAAAUAUGAUGCAAUUUUGCCGCUGUGAACCGCUGACGACUUAUUAAAAAAGUACGACUUGAAUAAAGAUUUGUUAAAUGUUAAAAGUAAACUAGUAAAGUAAUAAAUGGUAAAUCUUGAAAAAAUAUAUAUUAUAUAAAAUUGAAAGACAACCGUUUUUAAAAACUAUUUGUUGGGUUCAGGAUUUUUUGGGGGAUAAUGCUGGAGACAGCUGAUGCACAGACUGAGAAAGUUGAUAGUUCAGCAGGACAACAAACCAUUAUACUAAUUUCUCAGAAAGGUGGUCGUUAUGAGAUAGAUAAGAAAACAUUCAGUCAAAUUUCAGGCUACUACCGGAGUCUUGUAAACAGUGGAAUGAGAGAUGCAGCCUCUAAUGAACUUGAUUUGAAAGAAUUAUCUAAUCGAUGCUUGGCAGAAGUCAAUCCUGGCAUAUACUACAAAAACUCAGCAAACCAUGCAACGACAGGGUUUAAUAAAUUGAUAUGUUCAGAAAAUUUCUUUGCAGAAAUUAAGGAAUGUUACUCACAAUUGAAAAUCAAAGGGAAGACAUUGAAGUUAUUGAAAAAUAUUGAAGAAGGGUUGAAGGGUGCAUCAUUUCUGCAAAUUAAUAGUAUGAUUGAUCAUUACAGUGCAUUGUUAUUGAAACAUUUGAAUGUGCAAACGUGUUUACGCAUUCUGCUGUUUGCAAAUAAGUACAGCCUUGACAAGGCACUUGAAACAGUUUUAGAUUAUUGGUUGAACAAUUUCAAAUUUGUUGCUGGAGGAUCUACAUUAUUACCGCUAAAUGUUAUAGAUCGUCUAGCUAAAGCAGAUGUUGUUAAUAGUGACAGUGAGUUCGAUAUUUUCAGUUAUAUCAUCAAUUGUCUUUCUGUUGAUAAUUCGAUGAGAUGCCAUGCAGAAAAAUUGUUGAGUGAAGUGAGGUACCAUUUAAUGACUGCAAGUUCAAAACAGAUUUGCCGUGACAGGCUUCGUGUUCUAAAUGUUAACCAUAUUAACAUAAAUCAAGAUUAUGCAAAUUCUUCUCGUUCAGUUGGUGUUCUACUUAGUCUUGGAGUGGCUUCUGAAAAGAGGGUGCCCGAUUUUUUUCAUUCACUCUCAGUUUAUGACCUUGUGAGUAUGACUUGCAAAAAGAGAAGAAGCCAGGGCUGUGUAAGUCGGAGUCUCGUUAAAUUUCGAUCUUGCAGGAUGCCUGGACCCCCUCUGGAAUGGCUUCGUUACCAAGCCUGCAUCCUCAACGAUUCUUUGUAUUUGGCUGGAAAACUGAAUGAAGAGGCAUUUUUUUCUAACCAAGUAUACGUUUAUGAUCUCAUUAAAUCCACAUGGAGACAGUGCUGUAACAUGCAUGCUGCAAGAGCUCUAUUCUACUUUGACAAAAUAGCUGGACAUUUGUAUGCAGUUUCUGGCCAGUUCACCAAGAUACAUAGAACUCACGUAGUUGAAAAGUAUUUUCCAGAUAAGGAUAAAUGGUACUUGUUGGCAAGUCUGCCUGUCGCUGUAUCCAGUUUGACAGGUUGCGUUUUCAGAGGUAUGAUGUACGUUAGUGGAGGGGAUGAUGGCGCCAGGUUUUUGACGAACGUAUAUCGUUAUGACCCUUAUGGUGGCCGUUGGGAGUGCAGGACCCCUCUUCUGACUGCCCGUUGUUGUCACAUCAUGACCUACGUAGGAAAUAAACUUAUUGUUCUGGGAGGUAAAGUAGUUGAUCAACUGCACCGUAGAGAAUAUGCUAUGGAUGGCGAGAUAUAUGAAUUUGAAACCGACCAGUGGACAUCUGUGUUGAGGUUAAUAAAGCCCGUUGUUUAUUCGCCUUCCGUCCUCGUCAACAGUUGCCUCUAUAUUUUUAAAAAUCACACUAGUCUCUUCGUGAAACAAAAUCGCAACGUCAUUCAAAAAAUUAACCUUACCAAGUUUCUGAAUGAAGGUGAAACAUCUGCGUUGACGGUCGAAAAAAGAAUGGAUGUGGAUAAUAAUGAUGAUGAUGUUGAUGAGAAGGAGGAGGGAGAGUGUCAACUUUAUGAAUAUUGUAUUGAAAAUUUUGGUUCGCCAAUGACGCACUUAUGUUUGUAUUUUAAAUGAUUUUACGAAUGUCCCACUUUAUCGCAGAGUGUACAAACAUUUUAAACAUAAAAUAACGAAUAUUUUUAUAUUGAUCCAAGAAGACUAAGUCUAUGACACGAUGAUACAUAAUUAUGUAUGUGUUUUAAAUGAUUUAACGAAUGUCGCAUUUUGGCAUAGAUUUUACAUCAAUUUUAAUUCAUUUUAAGCAUAACAAUUGUUCAUUCCAGCUCCAUUAUUUUUCUAUAUCGCGAACGUUUUGUACAAUUUUUUAUCGUUCAUUCAGUUUGUUCUAGGUGUUAGACAGAUAUCCAUUUUCAUCCAACAAAUCAGUUCCUCCAAGUGUAGGAUGUAACGUUGUUAUAUCCUUAUUAGGAAUUGUUGGGUGAAGAUUGUGUCGUCGCACACGAACGUAUCGUUAUUAGCGGUGCGUUAAGUUUUUUGUGAAGAAUUUAAAUUCAUAUUUAUAAUGAACAUUUUGUCAGAGAAAUUAACUAUUUAUUUAACUAAUUAACUAUUCCCCAUGUUUUUUGGAAUUCAAGUUUGAUUUAUGGUGAUUUUGCAGGAGUUUUUAAAUAUAUUUCGAACUAAUUCUGAUUUAAAGGUUUAAUUAACGAUCGGUCUGUAUUUUCACGGUGUGAUAUUGCUUCUAGCUCAUUUGACAAAUUAUUAACUUGUUUCUUUUCUGUCCGCACUCUUAUAGAUUAUAAAAAUAAUAAUUAAUUAUCUCAACACCCCUUUCCCAGACCUCUUAAAUAUCUUAUUUAUUGUAUUUAAAAUUUUUAAUUUGUUAAACCGCGGGUUGCUGCAGGCGGGGUUGAUGAAAUCAACCCCCUUUCGUCAGUGUGUCAGUAGUUACAUGAAUAACAACGUAGUAAAAACAAAAUGUAAUGAUGCAAACGCUUCCUCCUUGUCAACAUUCUAUCAACGUCACGUACGUCUACUACUUGUUUUUAUAAUAAGCAAUAUGUAUUAUAUUGUUUAUAAUUAUUAUUUCUGUUUUCGUUACCUUAUAUUUUUAUUUUAUACUUCCAUUUUAUCAUUACCAUUGUUUUAUCAGUUGUAUUAUCAUAUAUACUUGUUAUACAGUUUUAUUUUUUCUACAUGUUUUCACCAAAAUUUUCUUUAUAUUAUUUCAUUUUACUUCCAAUAAAUGCAUCUCAUCCGUUUUAAAUUCAUAAUUCUAUUUUCAUCUUUUCAUACUUUGCAUAUUGUUCAUUUCUCUGUGUCUGACAGA